UUAGAAAUGGAGCAGUACAUAGGAUGUGAGAUUUCUAAAGUGCCUUUAUCUAAUAUUGCUCAGAGGAUUAUGACAGCUUUGCAGUCUAUUCCUGUAGAAGCUCAGACUAACAGAGAAAAUAACCAGAGUAUAGAGAAGACAAAGGAAAAUAAACUAGGUGAUAAGGAUGCACAUCUGAGAAAUGAAAAGGAGGAUUGUGAUUCCAGAAUUGCCACAUUAAAAGCAACUAUCAGCCCUGAAAAAACUGCUGGUCAGAUAGUCAGGACAGUGCAUAUGGAUAAAAUACUUGGCUGUCAAGAUACCAAAAUAUUGAGCUGUUCCCAGGAUUCAGGCUUCCCAAAAUGGGGAUAUAGAGCAAGGAGUCUUUCAGUAGAAGAAAAAACCCUGAAGGAAGGGGAAAACAAAGUAGUUAUUCCUCUUAAAAGAAAGCAAAAUGUGUCUACAUCUUGUUCAGAGAAAACAAGAAGAUUGCAUGCAAAUACCUGCAUGUUCCCGCAUGAAAGAAGAUACAGCUGCGCUCCUGGACAAACAAAGUCUUCUGGAAAGUAUCCUUGUGAUAUCAGCAGUUUAGGAUGUGAAGAAAAAAGCAAACUCCUUGCAACUAUGGAGCAGGCAGCAGCUUUUAUCACUAGUAUGAUAUUUCAAGAUGGUUCUUCACAGCUCAGCUCGGAGCAGGCCUCUACCUCAUCAGUAAAAGGAGUUGUUGUGCUGGUGAAGAAUCAGACUGAUCAGCCUUGUCCUCCAGGUCACACUUCAACUGGCUACACUUGGAAUGCUGCAAAUGAAAAUGAUAAAUUAAUUUAUUUAAAAACUGAACAGUCAUCUCUCUGGGAACGGGAACAAGAACAAGCUCACAAGAAGUUUUCUUGGCAAGUGUUGUUUCAAAUGCUGCAGUGCAAAGUUCCAAUAAUUUGCUUCAAUGCAAAAGAUUUCCUGAGGACUCUGCUUCAAAUUUAUGGUAAUGAAAUCAGCUGGAAACAAGUUGCCAAUAGUGUCGUGUUAGAUCCAAGGAUUGCAGCAUGGCUGAUAAACCCCAGUGACACAGUUCCUUCCUUUGAGUGUUUGAUACAGAAGUAUUUUGAAAGGCCUUUAUCGAAGGGAGCAGAAAAUACAGAUACAGGCACUUUGAGAAAUGUAUCUUAUCAAAACUUAGGUGUGAACUUGGAGAAGCUUUAUAACAUAAUGAUGGACCUUACUCAUGGCUUAAAGGCUCAAGGUUUGUGGAACUUAUUUUGCACAUUAGAGCUUCCACUUAUCAAAAUUCUGGCAGUGAUGGAAACACACAAAAUAUAUGUGGACAAACAAGAACUGAAAAAAACAUCAGAGAUUCUAGGGCUGCGGCUCAAAGAGCUUGAACAGGAGGCUCAUGAGGCUGCUGGAGAACGAUUCCUUUUGACCAGCAGCUGUCAGCUCCGAGAGGUACUAUUUGAUAAGUUAAAGCUCCAUACGCUGUGUGAGAAACUUCACAGAACUGAAAUACAACAGCUUGUAUCCACCUCAGAAGUUGUGCUAAAUAAAUUGCAAGAUCUUCAUCCUUUGCCUAAGAUAAUUUUAGAAUACCGCCAGGUUCAUAAGAUGAAAUCAACUUAUGUGGAUGGACUACGAACAUGCAUGAAAAAGGGAUUCAUUUCCUCCACUUGGAAUCAAACAGGAACUGUGACUGGCAGACUUUCAGCCAAACAUCCUAACAUCCAAGGUAUCUCUAAACAUCCAGUUACAAUUACAAAGAAACAGUACAUAAAAGGAAAAGAAGAGGACAUAAUAACUAUUUCCCCAAGAACAUUGUUUGUUUCAAAAAAAGGAUGUACAUUUUUAGCAGCAGACUUUUCCCAUAUUGAGUUAAGGAUCCUUGCUGACUUAUCAUCUGAGCCAGAACUUCUGAAACUGUUCCAAGAACCUGAAAUCACUGAUAUCUUUGCUACACUGGCUUCUCAGUGGAAAGGGAUUCCAAUUGAACAAGUGAAACAUGCUGAUAGAGAGCAAGCAAAGCGUAUCGUUUACUCUGUGGUUUAUGGAGCAGGUAAAGAACGUCUCGCUGACUGCUUGGGAAUUACUCCUGUUCAAGCCAGUCAAUUUAUAGAGAGUUUUAUGCAAAAAUACAAGAAAGUACAUGAAUUUACAAAGAAAACCAUUGAGCAGUGCCGGAAUAAAGGUUACGUGGUUUCCAUCAUGGGGCGCAAAAGGCCGCUGGCCAACAUCAACGCACAGGAUUACAAGCUACGCACUCAAGCAGAGAGGCAGGCUGUAAAUUUUGUUGUUCAAGGCUCUGCAGCUGAUCUUUGUAAAAUGGCUAUGGUGAAGAUUUUUGCCUCUGUUGUCAUUUCUCCAACUUUAACAGCCAGGUUAAUUGCCCAGAUCCAUGACGAAUUGUUGUUUGAAGUAGAAGAUUCUCAGAUCCAGGAAUUCUCAGCACUGGUAAAAAGAAUAAUGGAGUCUCUGCAGGAGAGCACAGCCUUGGAAGUGCCACUGAAGGUUCCCUUGAAAGUGAUUCUCACCACUGGGAAAUCAUGGGGGUGUAUGACAGAAUUGCAGGAGAUGUAAAGCAGUCAUUGGGGAUGUUAUUCAGUACCCAAACACCUCAUUGGCCUGUGCUGAUUCCUCGCUGAAUCACUAGGCAACAGCGCUGCUGGAUCUUUCAUAAGCACCUAAUACUCUGCAUGUGAAUUUUUUUACUUCAUUUUGUCUGUAGCCCUAGGCAACAGCAGUGAGAUAAAACUGGUUUUUACCAGUUCAUUGUGUUUCCUUUAGCCAAGGUAUCCAGCGGGGAGCUGCUUUUGUUCACAGCUAAAUUACUACAUGUAAGAAAUGAAACAAGACAGUAUUAACCCUUUGGGAGCGUCACAAAUAUAUUUGAGUUACACAGAUGUUUAGACGUUAAUGUUAAAUAUUUUGUGAAGUGCUUGUGUAGAAAUACUUACAAGCUGGCAGUAUUUGAACUGUGUCAGAUGCUUAACUGUUGUGUUCAGAGUAUUUUGUAUUUUGUGAGUAGAAUGUAGUGCUUGGUGUUCAUCACAAUAUUAACUGUCCCAUUCCUCAGACUUAGAAAAACAGCUAAUGAACUUUAUUUUUGUCUAGAAUUUUGGAGCAAAACAGAUAAACAAAACUGGAAGCUUAAAUGUAUUAAAAAUAAGGAGAUUUUUGUCCAUUCAAAUAAUUUCAAACUGAGUUUGCACCAUAGCCUUAGCACACUUUAGACAAAGUAUUAUAGUUUUGCCUAAUCUAUUCUUUUUUAUUACUGAUAUAAUAAUAAAUAUU
This is a messenger RNA of Motacilla alba alba, 3255 nucleotides long. It is a transcript of the gene POLN, whose product is annotated as DNA polymerase nu. Bases 7 to 2541 code for a protein of 844 amino acids. Gene Ontology annotation, biological process: DNA-templated DNA replication; double-strand break repair. The record is from RefSeq and is a predicted model, not a curated record. The transcript is spliced from 24 exons. Gene Ontology annotation, molecular function: DNA binding; DNA-directed DNA polymerase activity. Lineage: Eukaryota; Metazoa; Chordata; Aves; Passeriformes; Motacillidae.